Talaromyces stipitatus ATCC 10500 is the source of this 1167-nucleotide messenger RNA. RefSeq lists its product as uncharacterized. Lineage: Eukaryota; Fungi; Ascomycota; Eurotiomycetes; Eurotiales; Trichocomaceae. The record is from RefSeq and is a predicted model, not a curated record. The transcript is spliced from 2 exons. Bases 1 to 1167 code for a protein of 388 amino acids.
AUGAGAACACGACCAUCUUUCCCACAUCACAUCUAUAAUGAUAGUGAUACUGCCCUCCGUUAUUGCCGACUCAUUGAAGACUUGGCGGGCCAGUAUCCCGGAUAUUCAUAUCUCGAUUUUUAUCUCAACAGCGAAAAUGUUCAGCCACGCAAGGAACCAUAUCAGAUCGAUUUAGUCCAACUAUCUAAUGGACAGUCUGAUGCACAAUUUGAUAUCAACACGUUCACAGAUGUCAACAAGCUUAUAGAUCAAGUAAGGAAAAAUGAUUCGCACAAACUCAUCAUCUUGGAGGACCCAACGCCAGAAGUGAUCGCACACAUGGGCAGUGAAUUAGAGAUUGAUCCGCAGUUUUGGGCCGACUUUCUCGUGGGCUCGUUUUGGUUUGAUUCAGGAAAAUUGCGCAUUGAUCACAGAAAAGAAUACAAAUAUUUUCAGGAUGACAGUCUCCUGGAGAAAGUCUGGCUGUUACCAACAGACGCUAGACAACAAGAUCAUUGUUGCAUCCGAUUCGUUGCUCAAAGAGCGUUGGACAGAAAGGAUAAUGCCCAGAUGAAAAAGUACAAGUCUUUGGAGAAGACACAUGGAAUCACAGAUGGUGCGGAAACUGGACCACCAAACUAUGCAAAUACAGUACCUGAACACUGUAAACUUACUUUAUGGAAUAAUUUCCGUAACCGUCGUGGCAAUGAAAAGUUAAUGUCCCAAUCGAGUUUCAAAGCCUAUCUCGACUGGCAACGGAGGCCUCAGACUGCAUUGAAAAGCAACGCCUCUCUCAGAGAAAUUAUUAAUAGCCAGCUCAAUGAACAACUCAAUUGGAAGGCCUUCCGCAAUGCUGCAGCAUACGCACCGGACUAUUUGCUCAUUGAUCUAUGUCGUUUGAUUGCAAGUUUCUGGGUGGCGGAGAUUGAAAGCCAGCACUUAUACUUAUUCUGGGUGGAAAAGUUUUACCAACGUGAGAUCACCAGACAGAAGCAAGAACUUACCUUUCAGGAACUUUUUGCAUACAAUUGGUUGUCCGAGAAGCUUAAUGCAGAUGAUAUAGAAUUGUGGAGCCAUCGGACAGCAACUGGAUGCUAUUCACACUCCAUCAAAGAGCUCUCUCAAUGUUGCGAUACUCAAAAGCCAAGGGAGGCACAAUUAUCAACACUAAAGGAUACCCUCAUUUGA